AUGCGGAGAGGAACGAAUGCUCGGGGAGAGAUGGCCACUAGGAAAGAUUUCAGAAACAGAUUCUUGGAGAGAUACUUUCCCGCCAGUGCCAAGCAGGAGCGCGAGAGACAGUUUUUAGCCUUACGACAAGGAAGUAUGAGGUUCGAGCAAGGAUUUCGUCAUCAGAUAUUGAAAGCACUUGUUCAUCUUAAAAUUAAUGAUUUCCCGGAGUUAGUAGAGCAAGCCUUGGUGGCAGAGCGAAUGGAGGAGAGCCAACACCGUGUCAUGAGACCUCAAAAUGGUAGUUUUUCUGGAGGUAGAAAUCAAAAGAAGUCGUAUGCUAGGCCACAACAAGGUGGUUUUAGAGGCUUGAAAUGCUUCGAGUGUGGAGAUCCUCACAUAAGGAGGAAUUGUCCGAGACUAACAGUUUCAAAGCCUGAGGAGAGGAAAUGUUACUUUUGCUAUAAGCCUGGACACUUUGCAUCUUCAUGUCCAGAGAAGAAGAUACCAGGAGGGGCACCGAAGACACAAAAGUUUUCUGGAGGGAAGCCAACGGCAGCAGGACGAGUCUUUGUCAUGACGGGGGUCGAGGCGUCUCAGGGUGCAAUGCAUUUGUUUAUACCCUUAUCUUUUUGUUGA
Messenger RNA from Vigna radiata var. radiata (mung bean), 618 nucleotides. RefSeq lists its product as uncharacterized. Gene Ontology annotation, molecular function: zinc ion binding; nucleic acid binding. The record is from RefSeq and is a predicted model, not a curated record. The coding region runs from base 1 to 618 and encodes 205 amino acids. Lineage: Eukaryota; Viridiplantae; Streptophyta; Magnoliopsida; Fabales; Fabaceae. The transcript is spliced from 2 exons.